Etheostoma cragini (Arkansas darter) is the source of this 3171-nucleotide messenger RNA. RefSeq names its product serine/threonine-protein phosphatase with EF-hands 2. The coding region runs from base 285 to 2495 and encodes 736 amino acids. NCBI's taxonomy places the organism in Eukaryota, Metazoa, Chordata, Actinopteri, Perciformes, Percidae. Gene Ontology annotation, molecular function: calcium ion binding; Hsp90 protein binding; iron ion binding. Gene Ontology annotation, cellular component: cytosol; nucleus. The transcript is spliced from 18 exons. The record is from RefSeq and is a predicted model, not a curated record. Gene Ontology annotation, biological process: negative regulation of MAPK cascade; detection of stimulus involved in sensory perception.
CCUUCAUUAUGUGAUCAAGGGACUUUGAACUAAACUAGCUUCAGCACAGAACAAGGGAGCUUCAUACAUGAGGCCACUGUAGUGAGUUACUGGGUGCUGCUGCCAUUCAUCCCCCUAUAGUAUAAUGACCAGUCUGAUUGACUUCUUGCAGUUCUUGACCUGAUCCUGCUGGAUUGGUGGAGGAUGAAACAGGGCAAAUGGCUAUUUAAAUACUUAUUGAAACUUGGGAAAGCCAAACAACUUGGGAGCUGGUGACUGGAUAGAGGAGGUGACCACGAACAGUCAUGGGAUGUGGUGUCACAAAGUCCAACCAGUUCCACAAAAACUCCGGAAAAGCUGUCACAACUAUAAAAUCUGCCAUCCUCAUUCAGCGAUGGUAUCGUCAGUAUGUCGCCCGCAGAGAGAUGAGACGGAAAUACACGUGGCACAUCUUUCAGUCCAUCGAAUACUCAGGAGAACAGGCUCAGAUAAAGCUUUAUAACUUCCUCGGCUACCUCAUGGACAAUUUCACACCUACGAGCAAUGAACGGAAUUUGAUCUCGCACAUCUUCAGAGAUAACGAAGUCUGUAAGGACGCAGAGUGGGAGAGGUUUUUCUGCUAUAAGAAAAUAGAAGUGCCAGAGAUUUACUCAGGACCUCACCUCACCUUCCCUCUGACGGUAGAGCAGGCGGUCGGGCUGGUGGAGGCCUUUAGGAACAAGAAGCAGCUGCACUCGCGCUACGUCCUCCAGCUGCUGCUUGAGACGCUGAAACAGAUCCGGCUGUUACCCAAUAUCAACCGCAUCGCUACCUGCCAAAGCAAAGAAAUCACUAUUUGUGGUGACUUGCACGGACAACUAGAAGACCUGCUGCUCAUUUUCUACAAGAAUGACAUGCCAUCCAUGGAGAAGCCCUAUGUGUUUAACGGAGACUUUGUAGACCGAGGCAACGACUCCAUCGAGAUCCUCCUUGUCCUGUUUUCAUUCAUGCUUGUCUAUCCGAGUGACGUCCACCUCAACAGAGGAAACCAUGAGGACCAUAUAGUCAACCUGAGGUACGGCUUCACAAAGGAGGUGCUGACUAAAUACAAGAUGCAUGGCAAACGGAUCCUGAAGCUGCUUCAGGAGAUUUUCAGCUGGUUGCCGUUAGCGACGGUGAUCGACCAGAAGGUGUUGGUACUCCACGGAGGGAUCUCCGACACAACAGACCUCAGUGUCCUCGCCCGAGUGGACAGACAUAGUUAUGUCUCAGCGCUGAGGCCUCCAAAGAAAAGAGUCCAGGUCUCAGCAGCAUCGUCCGUUGAAAUAGAGACAGAGGAGGAUGUCUUGUCCCACAACAAGCUCACCCGGCGUCGGACCUCCCUCACAUAUCCAAAACCCCUCGGCCGUGAAAUCUUCCAGAACCGCUCGCUGCAGGACUUCUCCGGACUGAUCAAAGUUAACACGGUGGAUGAUGUGGAGAUCCACAGGAAGAGACCGUCCAUUUCCAUCCAGGAAAUCAACAGACCAGAAAGUGACACGACUCAGGCUGAGUCUGUCACAAGUGAAAAUGGCAACGAAGAGUGGAAGCAGAUCCUGGACCUGCUUUGGAGCGACCCGAUGAACCAGGAUGGCUGUGUACCCAACGAGGUGCGGGGCGGAGGCUGCUACUGGGGCCCCGACGUCACAGAGGACUUCCUGAACAAACACAACCUGCAACUAAUCAUCCGCUCCCACGAGUGUAAACAGGAAGGUUACGAGUUCUGCCACAACCGAAAGGUUCUCACUCUGUUCUCCGCCUCCAAUUACUACGAUGUAGGAAGCAACAGGGGGGCCUACGUGAAGUUGGGUCCAGACCUUGUGCCUUAUUUAAUUCAGUACCAGGCCAGCAGCAUGAUCCGAGAGCUUACCGUGAGACAAAGUGUUGGACGAACCGAGCGCUCAGCCCUUAAAGUCCUGCGGGAGCAGCUGUUUGCGCACAAAUCUGACCUCGUCUGUGCCUUCAAAGUGUUGGACAGCAAGAAUACAGGUUAUGUGAGUGUACACAACUGGGCCACUGCAGUGGAGAGUGUGAUGCACCUCGGUCUGCCCUGGAGAAUGCUGCACUCUCAGCUGGUCACCAGUAAAACCAGUGAUAGCAUGAUCAACUACCACGAGUGGUUCAACGAUCUCGCCAUCAAAGGAACCAAUACAGAUCACAUAGACCAAAGUCUACUUGAGACUUUAUAUCGCCACCGCUCCACCUUGGAGACCAUCUUCAGAAUGGUAGACACCGACAACUCAGGCUUCAUCACCAUCGAGGACUUCCGGCAGACCUGGAAGCUGCUGAGUGUCUACCUAAAGAUGGAGAUCACGGAUGAUACAAUCUCUGACCUGGCCGUCACCAUUGACCGCAACCAGGAUGGCAGCAUUGAUAUCGACGAGUUCAUGGAGGCCUUCCGCCUCACGGACAAGAAGAGUCGGCUGGAGCGAGGACGCAGCAUGUUCAUAGGGACGGCCACCGACCUCACCAAGCUGGAGGGAGACCUCAACAUUUGAGCAGAGAGAACAACCUUAGCCUCACCAGACAGCCAAGGGGAUUGGAGGGAGUGGAGAUAAAGCCAACGCAAGCUGCUUUAGUGACGCACGUUGAGACGUAGAAUGCUGCUGAGCAACAGCUGUGUAGUUCACAUGGGAUUAGAGUGAGGAUAGAGUUCAGGAUAUCUGACAGAGAAUAUUAAUUUCCCAUUUUUAUGCAGUUGUAUCCAGUGAUGGUGCAUGUGUGUGUGUGUGUGUGCGUGUGUGUGUGUGUGCGUGUGCGUGUGUGAAUAACACAACUGCAUUUUGUCUCUUUAUUAAGUUAGGAUUGUCAAAAACUGUUGUAAGUGCAAAAUCCACAAACCAAAACAAAUAGGCAUUAUAUUUAGGCUGCAUGAUUUUUAAAGGUAAGAUAUCCUGUGUUUCCUCAAAAAUAUUAGAGUAGUGUAGUGUCGACUAACACAAAAGGAAUGCCUUUCCACACUUAGACGCACUAGAAGUGUACUUCUGCUCAGUUUAGAUUUAACUUCAGUACACUGUUUGGGUUUGCGGUAUAUUCGUGGGUUUUUGCUGGUAAAAUAUUUACCCUUCCAAUCAGUGAACAGAGGGAGUGGCUGAGAACGAUGACGGUGAGGUUGUGCACUAGUUUGAGUUGUAUUUCUGUAAUGGCGGCGGAGAAAGAUGUGAGCAAAGCCAU